Anopheles cruzii is the source of this 1263-nucleotide messenger RNA. RefSeq names its product trafficking protein particle complex subunit 2-like protein. The record is from RefSeq and is a predicted model, not a curated record. Gene Ontology annotation, cellular component: nucleus; TRAPP complex; cytoplasm. The transcript is spliced from 3 exons. Lineage: Eukaryota; Metazoa; Arthropoda; Insecta; Diptera; Culicidae. Gene Ontology annotation, biological process: endoplasmic reticulum to Golgi vesicle-mediated transport; vacuolar proton-transporting V-type ATPase complex assembly. Bases 125 to 1087 code for a protein of 320 amino acids.
UUCGUAAACAAAGGUGCGUGAUCAAAAAGAGAAAUACUCGGGCAUUGAAUCGAAAUCGAAGUGUGAUCGUGUGAUCAACGAAUUCCUGUGCCCAAUAAACUAAGCCACGAUUUUUAGUGCAGAAAUGUCCGUCUCGCUCCUCUACCUCCUGGUGCCGGUCGGUGUCGGCGCCGGUCUCUACAUCAUCCGCAAGCUGCGCGAGUGGCAGUGGGGCUGGGUACGCAGCAACAGCUCUCUGCGCGACAAAGUCUACAUUAUCACCGGUGCCAACACGGGGCUCGGUUUCGAGACCGCUCAAGCGUUGGCCGCACGCCAAGCGACCGUCAUCAUGGCUUGCCGUAGUAUGGAGCGUGCCGGGGAAGCGAUCAGUCGCAUCCGCCAGCACACACCGGAAGGGGAGCUCAUCCCGCUCGAGCUCGACCUAGCGUCGUUCGAAUCGAUCCGCGCCUUUUGCGAGAAGGUGAAAAGUCACCACCCUUCGUUCGAUUGUCUCAUCAAUAAUGCGGGUCUGGCCGUGCAACGGCCCCAGUAUACGCACGAAAAGCAUGAGGUACACUACGGCGUUAACCAUCUCGGACACUUUCUGCUGGUGGAUCUGCUGAAGGAUAAUAUCCGCGCGAACGGAGCCCGCGUUGUGGUGGUGUCGUCCAAGAUGCACGAAAGGGGACGAAUCGACUUCGAGCACCUGGGCCAGUGGAUGGAACGGGGGCCACGCGAUCGGACCAACAAUCUGUACAACAACUCGAAGCUGAUGAACUUUUACUUUGCGCGCGAACUGUACAAACAGGGCUACAACGUGCACGUACUCUGUCCGGGCCUUUGCCAUACGGACUUUUUCCGCGACUACAACCCCAAAUGGUACCACUACGUACUGUUUUCCCCGAUCGUGCUGCUGUUCUUGCGUUCCGCCCGUCAGGGUGCCCAAAAUAUCAUCCACUGUGCGACGGACAACGUGAACACGGACGAGAAGAACCCGCUCACGGGCUACUUUGUGACGAACGUUCAGCAAACGAAAUCCAAGAGCAAAUUCGAUGAGGAAACCUCCGAACGACUGUGGAAAGAAAGCCUGAAGGCAAUUAGCGACUAAGCAGGCGGACCCGGCGGAGAUAAAUGGUCCAGUUUGCUCCUUCCGAGCCGGUGGUGGGAAUUUUUACAACCAACUUUGCAUUUAUAAUCAAUCUCUUUUCCAAUACUCACAGCCCCGUUUGAAUGGGGUUGAUGCAGGGACUGAAUGAGCAAUACACUAAGUUACACUAACCUGUG